AUGUCCACCCCCUCCACGCCGCGGUCGACGCGCUCCGCGUCCUCGGCGGCCGGGUCGCCUAACAUUCUCACUCCAGGCCAGAAGAUCAAGGCCAUGAUGGCUGCAUUCGACAGUGACUCCGAGGGCGAGCCUGUCACGUCGAAGUCACGGAGUUUUUUCAACAAGCCUGAUUUCGCGCGCACCAACACCAUCCAGGAGACGCGUCAGUCUUCCGACGAAGAAGAUGAGGAUGACGAGGUGGGCGUGCCGAGAGGUCGUAUGGCUGCGAGAUUACAAGGAAACACGACGAAUCGGGCCGCGUCUGAGUCGAAAGGCGAAGAAUCGGCUUUUGCUCGAUUGUCCAAGGCUCUGCGGACGGAACGAGAGCAGGCUCAGAAACCUACACCCAGGAAGGAAGAACCUGUUCUCGAGGAUGAAUCGAGUGAUGAUGAUCUCCCUGCGGCUGGACCGAGAAGGAGAAACAAUACCGGUCUGGAAGAGUCAUCGCAGCCAGAGAACGAGUUGACCCAAGCACUGUCGCCCACACGGGAAUUGUCCCCUCUCUUCGUUUCGGCACAAGACAACACCGAUAGCCCGGCCAAUGACUCGGCAAAGGAGUCUUCCAAGAAAAACGCUCGAUUCCUCGCCCUCGUCGCACAAAAGCGCAAGGAACGCGAAGAGCGGGAGACGAUCGAGGCUGAGAAGAAGGCCGCUCGACGCGCACAGAUGGAGCAGUUCAGUUCGGAAAUCCUGUCUGGCGAAGAGAGUGCCGCCGAUGAGGAUCCGGAAUCCGCAAGGAAGUUGACCCAGCAAACCCGUCCGCCUCGCAAGGCCAGCAAAAAAGCUCUGCAGGAGAUGAGGGCCGAGACGCAGCGCAUGAGUCGAAACAUGCAAUUGGCUCAUCAGGCUCAAACCAAAAAGAAGAUCACCAAGGACAGCCUUUUCGCUCGCUUCAACUUCAUGCAGCCAGAGACUCCCGCCGAAGCUGCACCUGCUGCCGCCAACUCAUCCUCCACCGCUGGAUCGCAGCCUUCCUCUGAUGGAGAGGGUUCUCAUAAGAACAACGACACACCCCAGACGUCACCGGUUGUCGCUCCUUCUGACAAGGAGAAACCAGCUACCAGUAGCAGAACCGCUCUGGGUCGUGUCACUGCCGGCGCGGCUGACAUGGAGGCCUUGGUGUCUGAGGAGACCCCUGAUCUGCCUAAUUUGGAAGAAGCCAUGGAGCUGGACGCAGAGAAGGCAGAUGCACCCAAGGAGCCAGCUCUCGAAAAAGUCAAAUCAGAACCGCAGUCAGCCUCGACCAAGAAAGCACCUUACCAGUUUACCCACCGGCCUAUUCGCGUCAUGUUUACCCGGCAACAACUGGCGCAGCAUCAAGCGGAGGAUGAUUCAGACAACGAUUUAGAAGUCGUGACAUCGCCUGCCAAGUGUCGACGGAUCGCUGCAUUUGAGAAUCUGUCCCAGAAGAAGAAUGAAGAGUCGGCCUCCAUGAUCAAACUCAAGGCCUUGGCCCAUUUGACUUCCCCUACGCGCCAGGCCGCGUCCAUGAACAACGCAGAACUGUCUGCUAGCCUCCUCUUGAAGGCACGACAGCAGGCUGCCAAGGGUAGACAGGAGCGCAUCGAGGAAUUGAGGGCGAAGGGUGUCGUUAUCGAGACCGUCGAGGAGCGUGCGGCUAUGGAAGACGAUGUUGAGGAUCUCCUGACGAAGGCCCGGAAGGAGGCAGAUGACAUCGCGCGGCAGGAGAAUAAGGAAUCAAAGCAAAACGGCAACGAGGACGAGGAUGAGGACGAUGAUUUCGUACUUUCUGGCUCUGACGAGGAGGGAUAUGGCGCUGGCGAGGAUGAAGACGAUGAGGACGAGGAGAAUGAUGUUGCGAGCGUGAUUGGCAACAACGAAGGUCUCAUUGAGAAUGAGGCAGCUGAGGACGAGAGCGACGAGUUCUCCGCCGCAGAAAGCGAUGUCCCUAAACAACGGAGGAAGCGACCAACGCGCGUGCUCAGCGACGACGAGGAUGACGAGCAACCGCAGCGGGAGCCGCCUUCCACACCCGUCAGACCUCCCAUCAUUGCAGCUGAUUCUGCUUCACGAACCAAAAUUCCUGGCUUGGAGACUUCCGACAAUAUGUCCAUGGGUCUCACGCAGGCCUUUGCCGGUACUCUAGGAGACAACGACAGCCAACCAGGCUCUGCUACGAUUCCCUUCUCCCUCCCCGACCCUGGUCCACCCGUUCCUCAACUUCGACGUGACGAUUCAGAAGUUCUCGUUCGAGAUAGCCAAGCUCCACCUGAUGAGGCCGACUUCAUGGCAGACUACCGCCAAAAUGUCACCCGGGUAUCUGAGUCGCCUGCGCGGUACUCUAUCUCUGGAUUCUCGCAGCUGCCCGAUCCAACCCAGGACGAAGGCUUCGUCUUCUCACCCUUUGAUCCCAGGAAACGUUUCAACGGUACUCCUCCAGUAUCGACUGUCGAUACGGUCCUCAUCGGCCAGGGCCACUCGCCCAUUGCGAACCGCAAGGCUAGACAUCUUCGACGUGGACGUGCAGCUGAAGCUGCCGAAGAUGACGAAGGCGACUUUGAAAUCGAUGCCAAUGCUUUCAACGUCAUGAAAAAGGCUGCCAAGACCAAGAAUAAGGCCGGGCCGUAUGACAAGGAGAACAGCAGGGCCAAGGAGAUUUUCGACGAAGCAGCCGAGGAAUCUGAGGAUGAAUAUGCUGGCAUUGGAGGUGCUAGUGACGAGGAAGAUGCGGAGGAAAAUGCUGAGGAUCGCCGGAUGAUCAAUGACAACAGCGGCGAAGUCGUUGAUGAGAAGGAGCUUGCUGCCCUCAAUGCUGUCCACCAGCGCACUCGUGAUGAAAAAGAUGUCGCUAAGCUCAUGAGGGAUAUCACCACCGGAGCACUGCGUCGUCGCCACGGAGCUGACGAUGACUUCGACCUCGACGACUCCGAUGAUGAGCGCCAGGCCCGCCGGCGCGAGAAGCAGCGCGAGUUUGCCAAGAUGCGUCGAGCUCUGCUUGCAGAUGACAAGGUUGGUGAACUGGCCGACAACCCCAAGAAAGCUGCGUUCUUCAAGGCGAUCGAAGACCGCGAGGAAUCAUUCGAUUUCGACCUGGACUUCCUCGACGAAAAACAGGGCGACUCUCAGGAGGAUUCAUCGCAAGACGUGCGCACUGAGGAACGGUCGACUGUGCCUGCAACGGAAACUGCUAAGCGCAAGCGACCUCUUGAGGAGUCUGCCGAAGACACUACCAACCGGCCUCCGCCACAUCUGCGUCGCACCCCCGCCACCGCAGCGUCGAAGAAGCCCGCCUCGCUUGCAGAAAUCCGUGAGACAUUGUCAUUCCUAACCGAGACUCACGACUAUGAUUCCUUCCACGAAGAUGCGUCCCUCGACGAGGACGCUGGUACCACGGAAGAAAACGACGACGCUGCAGGGGCCGACGCCCAGACUGAAGAACCAGAAGUGCAAACUACGGACCACUUCCCCAAACCCAGUCACCCGCGCCGUACCCGCGGGCCCGUCGUUGAUCGGCUAGCCCUCCUCCGACAAGCAUCCUCCAACUCCGCCUCCGGUUCAGAGGCGGCGAACACCAAGCUCGCCUUCCACAGCGGAGGAGGCAAAGACGGCCCCAUUGGCUUCCGCCCUCCGCAACUGCUGCGACGCGUCACGUCCAGUUCCUCGUCAAGCAAGUCGUCUAGCUCGUCGCAUCGCGUGACCAAGCCUGGCACGGCGGGGCCGAAGAAGGGCGGCGCGGUUAAUUCUUACACCGCUGCGCGCGAGAGGGAGCGCGAGAAGGCGCUCAGGCUCCAGCAGCGUAAUGGGGGGUCAAGCAUCGCUAAGCUGUUGAACAAGCAUGCUGGCGGCGGGCUGGGCGCCUUGGCUGGGAAGGGACAGUGGGAUUGA
Messenger RNA from Penicillium riverlandense, 3885 nucleotides. RefSeq lists its product as uncharacterized. Bases 1 to 3885 code for a protein of 1294 amino acids. Gene Ontology annotation, molecular function: anaphase-promoting complex binding. Gene Ontology annotation, biological process: mitotic G2 DNA damage checkpoint signaling; activation of protein kinase activity; mitotic DNA replication checkpoint signaling. Lineage: Eukaryota; Fungi; Ascomycota; Eurotiomycetes; Eurotiales; Aspergillaceae. The transcript has 2 exons. The record is from RefSeq and is a predicted model, not a curated record.